AUGCGUCUCUACCAGCUCUUCGCCCUAGCGGCCAUCGUCUCCCAGGCCUCGGAAGCUUCCGUCAAGACCCGACUGAAUGGCUGGUUCAAGUGCACCGACUUCACCUUCUCCGAUGAAGGAAGCUCGACUGGGCAGUACACGGAAUGCGCCACCUUCAGUGCGCCCUUGUGCUACCCUGGCAUCUGCAAGACGCCAAAGUUCGCCGACCCGACCAUCGACGUCUUCGUGAAGCGCAUGCCGGCAACCAACGGCGACCCAGAGACCGCUACGAACGUUUGGUUCCUCGAGGGAGGCCCCUCUUCGUCCACUAACAUGGAAUUGGUGAUGAUUGACGUUCUCACUCAACUAAAUGGUACCGCGAAUCUCUACACUAUGGACUACCGCGGUCUUGGUCGCAGCACGUAUCUGGACUGCAUUGCCGCGCAGUCUACCACCACGGGAUCUCCGUACGGUAAGGAGUUCGCCUCAUCGGAAGUUCCGGAUUGUGCUCAGGAACUCGAGAAUAAGUAUGGUGACCUCGCUGCGUUCUCGGUUACAAGCUCGGCCACGGACUUGGCGACUUUCAUUGCCAAGUACACGAAUAACGCCAGUACCAUCGUGUACGGCUCCAGCUAUGGAACUCUAUUCGUGGAGCGCUUGAUGCACUUAAACCCCAAGAAGGUGACGGGAUACGCUUUGGACGGCGUCGCCACAGCGUCCGGAGCUUCAGCGGACAAGUUCUUCUACAUGUCCAAACGGGAUAUCGACUUUGGUAUUGUGGGCGAUCGCUUCUUAGCGUUGUGCGAUGAGGACGCAACCUGCAGCAGUCACUUCAAGGAGCCAAACACGGUGCCAACAACCCUUCGAGGGUUACUCGCGGACUUUGACAAAGAUCCGAACUCAACUUGUGCCAGUCUAUUGAAGAAGUUGAAAUACUACGGAGAGUUUGCACCUUCGGGUGCACUUACGCUGAUUUUUGGCACGAUGCUGGUGGAUGCGGAGCUACGAAAGCUCAUCCCCCCGGUCGUUUACCGCAUGAAACGCUGUGAGGCCAAGGACGCUGAAGUUCUGAGCCAAUUCAUCGCCUACUACAACACGUACGCCAGCUCAACAUCCCAGGACGCCGCUUUUGAGUCCACGCUACUUACCAGCCUCCUCUAUUUCUCGGAGAUGUGGGAGCGCCCGCAGCCUUCGCAGGCUGAAAUGGACAAGCGGUUCAAGAACGCUCUCAUUUCAGCUGGGGUAUUCGUGAAUCAGCCCGAGCUGUACUGCGCCUUCUCCAAGGAAAAAUCCAAGUCGUGUGAUGAAUUCAACGUCGGCAACUAUCCUGCGAAGCCCAUCAUCUACAAGCGCGAUCAGUACUGGAACAAGACCGCCACGAUCCCCAGCCAGGCCAGCGUUCUCCUCCUCAGUAGCAAGAUGGACGCUCAGACGUUGCACGAGUACGCCGAGGCGUUGCUGGACACGCUGGACGGAGACCAAAAGGAGAUGGUCACGUUCAACACCUCCAUCCACGGAACGAUCGUGUAUACCCAGCUCGAUUCUGGUAGUACUUGUGGCGCAAAGCUUCUGGCCUCGUAUGCCAAUAACAAGGGCAAGCUCAACGGAUUGGACAAGUCUUGCGUGGACGAAGUGCCGGCGUUCAAUCUGACUCUCCCGGUCGAGUACCAAAACGCCUACUUCGGUACCGACGACGUGUACGAUGGCGCCUACAACGCCAGUCUAACCCAGUGA
Phytophthora sojae is the source of this 1713-nucleotide messenger RNA. RefSeq lists its product as hypothetical. Bases 1 to 1713 code for a protein of 570 amino acids. The record is from RefSeq and is a predicted model, not a curated record. The transcript is spliced from 2 exons. NCBI's taxonomy places the organism in Eukaryota, Oomycota, Peronosporomycetes, Peronosporales, Peronosporaceae.